AUGCCCCGCCGCGUGACCAGUCUACCGGGCCUGCCAGCGAGUGCUCCAGCGCGCCCGACGAGGUUGGGCAUGGUGGGAUCCAACCCACCCGCGCUUACGCCAGGGGAUCCGGCGAGACGACGUGCGACCUUUUCGUCGCGCCCCGAGGCGUGGAACCGGCGCGUGCCUGAUGUGCCUGCACUGCAUCCGCAUGCGCGCCAGAAGUCGGUCGUCGCAUACCAGGUCGAGGAUCUGAGCCAGGCGUUUGGUCUCUCGCAGGACUCCAAGCCUCUUCCCUCCGCGGCGGACGCGUCGCCGCACCCAGACCUGUUUGCGUCGCAGAAUGAGGUGAUGGACGAGGCGCUGCGUGAGUCCAUUUCCGCCUGGGCGGGCGACUCGCUCACGGAGCAUGCGCUGCAGAGCCCGCUUUUCCCGCGGCGCGAUGCGCUGCCCCUCGGACACGAAAAGCUGUUGUGGGCCUUCGCUCAGGUCAGUGGGACCAUGGAGUUGGAGCGUGCGAUCGUGCGAUCCGCCGACUUUGAUCAGCUGCGCCUGCGCCUCGCGCGCGGCGAAAUGCCCGGCACGCCCGUGUCACCUGCAUCGACUCAAGGCACGCCGCGCACGCUUGGCGGUGGCGAGCUCAGCUACGAUGCUGAAUACGAGGCAGGAUCCAUUGACUUUGAGGCGGGUGCGCGCACGACCGACUUGCGCGCCUCGCACGUCCCGGCGGUCGCUACGAUGGCUGCUCUGCUGUUCCGCACGACCGGUGCGCGCCGUGCGUCGGCCGCGCGGCUCCAGCCAUCCGGCUCAACGUUUUCCGAUAUCCAGACGCGCACGCUGCUCAGCCGCACACUGCCGACCUACUCGACGCCGCCGACCAUGCUGGGCGUCGAUAUCGAGCUGGCGCCAGGAGAGAGCCGCUCGUUUACUCUGUCCCUCCCGCUGCCGGCCGACCUGCCGCCAUCGUUCCAUGGGCAGGCGGUGCACUUUGACUACUACGUGACGAUCGGCACGAACCGCGUCGAUGCGCGUGUGCAGGGCAUGCAGCAGUCGCGCCUCCUGCACAUCCCCAUCCGUGUAUACAACCAUGUAUCGCCAGGGGCGGGCAUCGAUGCCUGCUUUGAUCUGCUCCAGCCGAUCGUGCUGCCCCACUCGGAUGCCACCGUCGAGCAGGUCGGGCGCGCGCGGCCCGAGCACGCCGCUGAGCGCGAGGCGCUGAGCCUGUGGGCCCAGCAGCUCUUGCGCGGAGGAUCCACUGGCGAACGUACGGAUGCAGCGCUGCCACCGACAUGCAUGGACGCCGUGCAAGACCUUGCGCAGCGUGCCGGCAAAGUGACGUACGAUAUCGCCAAGGACGGGCAGGUCGCUGCUGUGCUGACGGUGGCGCGCGCCAAGUACCGCCUGGGCGAUGCGGUGCAUGUGAUUGUGCGCAUGAAUGAGCUACAUGCGAAUGUGCGCGUAGUACGGGUAUGUACGAGAGACUCAUGGCAGGUCGCCGCGGCACUCGAGUCGCACGAAGAGGUCGACGCCUCGCUGGCGCUGCUGCCGCCAGGGCGCACGCAGAAGAUGACUCGGCAGGUUUACGCGACGCACCAUGAAAAUACGCUGGAUACCCGGCAGACCAGCAUGCUGCUGACCAUUCCCAGCGGCGCGACGCCCGAGUUUAUGACGAGUGGUAUCCGGCACCGCUGGUCUCUGCGUGUGUCGUUGCUCACAGAGAGCGCAGAGGACGGCCACCAACGAAGGGAGCCCCCGCCGCAUCUCGUGCAGCAUCCGGACGCGUACAGUGCGUAUCAAACUGUGCGGCGAGGCGCGCCAGCGCUGUGUGGGCGACAGGGAGGAGUGACCACGCGCCUCGAAAUUGUCGAGUGCUCGGUGCCUGUGGUCGUCCUGCCCAGCCGGUCUCAGCGCAAGACUGUGCCCAUAGACUUGUAUGCCUAG
Malassezia sympodialis ATCC 42132 is the source of this 1920-nucleotide messenger RNA. RefSeq lists its product as uncharacterized. Lineage: Eukaryota; Fungi; Basidiomycota; Malasseziomycetes; Malasseziales; Malasseziaceae. The record is from RefSeq and is a predicted model, not a curated record. The transcript has a single exon. Bases 1 to 1920 code for a protein of 639 amino acids.